UUUCACUUUUAUGCGUCAGAUUUUCCACACUAUUUUUCGGGAAUAUUAACGAGAAAAUGGUCAAUAAAACCGAGACAAACGAUCGCGAAGGAAGUGACAAAAAGCGGAGGAAAACGUCCGUAAAUGAAACAUCCCCAACGAAGCUAUCCAAGGAGGACCUGUAUGCGAACACCAUCGCUUUCGAGGAACAGGAAGCCGCCAAGCGGCCACCGGAGAAAGAUGCUCAGGUGUUCUACAGUACGUGCGACGAGUUGCGAAAGCUUUUCGAUGAAAUCGCCACUUUGAAGAAGGAUAAUUCCGAUGAGGCGAAGGCUAAAAUCGCCGAAAAGCGAGUUGAUGGCUCGUUGGCAUUCGUGGCAUUGAAGAAAUUGAAUCGAUUGGAUAAGGUACGUAUUCGCGAUGGAAGGGAGGCUCUGCACAAGGAAAAGCUACGGGUGGACAGUAACCGACUGCAGUUGCAAAAUCUGCUCUAUGAAGCUGAUCACCUGAAGAAGGAGGUUCAGCGGUGCUAUUUGUUCAAAAGCCAGGAUGAGGAAAUUGAACUGGUACCGGUGGAGGAGUUUUACGAUAAAGCGCCAGACACGAUUUCACGUCCCGAGAAGACCAAGAGCGAUGAACAUGCCCGACGAAUCGCUAGGCUGGAGUGGGAAUUGCAACAGCGAAAGGAACUGGAUGCUCAUUGCAAAGAGUUACAAUCAUCGAAGGCAAAGAUUGCACAGGAGAUCGUAUCGAAAACAGAACGGCUGGAUUCGUUGGCUCCGAGGUUGAAGGAUUUGCUGGUGGCUACACGGCCCCUGCAGGAGGCACUCGAUAUGCCGAUUGAGAAGGGAUGGGAGAUUCAGAAAACCGUUCGACUAUUGGUGCAGCCGCUAUAUAUGCUGUAUGCUAAUGUUACUGCCUACGGGGAAGCUUGCGAUCCAAUGUUAUUGACAUCCGUUCAGGGUGAUGAGGAAGAAGCUCGUCAAAUAGAAAUAACCGGUAACAUUGACUGUGAGUCUGAUGACGAAGGGGAUAACGAGCGAGAGACCAGAGGAAGCUACAACCGUCGCAAGUCUACCAAGCAACAGGACCCGAUGAGGCAGAAACGUAAGGCUUUGGUUAGGCCUCAUCCGUUGAGCGUUACGAUUACCAUCAAAAGCAGAGACGGGAAGGAAUCGCUGGCUCUGACUUUCCAGUACGUCCCGAACGCAGGAUUUGUUACGGUCAAGUGUGCGCUGGUUGAAUUUGAAGUAAGCGGAGUUGCAGCGGGAGACGUAAUGUCUCAGGAGAACAUUCUCAAUGAACUGUUCCCGGAUGAUAAUGGUGAAGGCAGUCCGAACCCGAAGACCAAGUUCCAAAUUCAGGAGGUCAGCAUCGGAAUGGAGAAAUUCAUAUCGAUGAUGAAGGAGAAAAAUCUGGGCAAGCCCUACAAAUGGGCCCAGGAACUGUGUGGAAUCGAGUUCGUGGAUUCUGGCGAAAAGUUCCUCGCUGCUAGCGAUAAAUGGCAGAAGACUAUUCCGACUAUAAUCAAAGCGAUUCGUACCAGAUGGGAAGCAAGGCUCAGACUGUAUCAGCAGGUUCACGAACUGGAAACGGGCAACGUGGAUACCACGAUCAACAUGGAACAUAACAAUCCGAUUCGCAUCUCGAGUACCUUGGUUCAGUGGACCGCACUUUCGGACUCGGAAUACGUGGCUUCGAACGUAACAGGAAAGUUUAUCGAUCACAGCGAUUCCACUGGAAAUGACCUGUACUUUAGGGCGAUCAUCACUCGUGGAUCAGCAAAGCUGGAGUGCUACAUUUGCGUUCCGUGUGAUUUCCCGGAAAGUACAUCACUGUGGUCGCUUUCGCUGAAUUGGAAUGGAAAGCACUCGGCCUCUGAUAAUGCUGCUGUUAGGGACAUGGAGUACUGGAUCAACAGCCUGCAGGCACCGAAGCACCCGAAAACGAUUCUCUCAUUGCAACUGAAGCGUGCUAUGUCCUGCUUGGAUAUCUACCUGGAAACCGAAGGGCCGUUUUACACACCGGCUGAGUUUACCCAGGACAAAACCUAUCUCAAGCCGUUCCGUGGACGGGCCCGUUCCCGACCAUUCCGCAUUGCUUCGAACGGAAGUAGCUCCGUUUUCACACAAAUUUAAGUGUUAUGAUGUAAGUCAAAACUUUCGAGAUAGAUUAACAUGUAAUAAAGGGAAGUUAUGCCAUU
Molecule: messenger RNA, 2182 nt
Organism: Ochlerotatus camptorhynchus
Lineage: Eukaryota; Metazoa; Arthropoda; Insecta; Diptera; Culicidae
Product: THO complex subunit 5 homolog
Exons: 4
Coding region: 57-2117 (686 amino acids)
Biological process (GO): positive regulation of DNA-templated transcription, elongation; mRNA export from nucleus
Cellular component (GO): THO complex part of transcription export complex
Molecular function (GO): mRNA binding
Source: RefSeq, a predicted model, not a curated record